GGGCUUUCCUCUUGUGUGUGUCUUGUCUUCUCUUGUUUUAUACAUACACAAUACACACACCUACAAAAUUCUAUUCUGCCCCUUGUUAUUUUAUCAGAAUAUUUUAAGCUGUAACUUCCCUUUUGUUGAAGAUAGAUACACAUACAUAACUAAUAGAUACAUGCAUCUAAUAUAUAUAUAUGUUCCUCAUGCCAUAACGUUCUUGAAUUUUCUUGAUUGUUAUUUAUAAUCCUGAGAUAUUUUUGGGUUUUUCUUUUUUGCUUUUGAUUAGAAUCAGCUUUUCUUUAUUCAGAGGUUACAAAGUUGAAAGCUUUUGGCCUUAUCUUGUGAGUCAAUCUGGUUUUGGAGUCAACAAAUAAAAAAUACUAGUAAUCAGAGCUUGGGGGUCGGUUAGUUUUAUUUGUGGAUUGUGGGUGGUAAGGGAAGUUGAGAAAGAUUGGAUUUUGAUAUCUGGGUAUUGGUUGGAAUUUGAUUUUAGGAUCUGGGUUGGGUUCUUUUUGGCAUUUGUGAUUUUGGUUUGAGUGAUGGCUGGUUUUGAACCUGGGAACAAUCUUGAGAAGUGGAGGAGUUAUUUCAGGACUUGUAGUGGUUCUGAUAUAUUUGAUAUAAUUGAAAAUGGGAUUUUGGUUGCUGCUACUGAUUGUCCACAGGAAUUUAAGGCUAGAAGAGAUCGAAUUGCUGAGACUUUGUUCUCAUCUAAAUUGACUAAGUGUGUUGGUUGUGAUCGUGUUGAUUUGAGUGUGGCAAGUGAGGAUAGGAAGGUGGAUGAAGGCUCUAAAGAAAGCAAGGUGGAGAGUUUUAGUGAUGAUCGGAAUGGUGGGAUGAAUGUGAACAAGUUUGAAAACGAUUAUAGCUAUAGGGAUGCUGAGGCUUUGACAGAUGAGCUUGAAGAGGAAUCUCGAAGAUUUGGGGAGGUUUUGAGGAUCAAAGAUAUUUUAGAGAACCAUAAUGAGGCUACUUCGUUAGUGUUUGAGUCACUGCAGAGGCUUGAAUUGAUGCCUUUGUCUGUAGAAGUUCUGCAGGUAACUGAGAUUGGAAAGGCAGUUAAAGCUGUUCGUAAGCAUCCCUCAACAGAUAUACGGAAUCUUGCUAAUAAACUCCUCAGGGUAUGGAUAGCAUUGGUAGAUGAAUGGGUGGAGACGAGAAAAACUAUUGCAGGUGAUUUAGAAGGUGGUACGCCAGAGUCUAUGAAUCCAUCAAUUGUUGAUGAAGACGAAAGGCUCCCAACACCCCCGUAUGAAGAUUUAGCAUUCUUUGCUACUCAUGAUUCAUCAAUGGAGUUUUCUCAGUUCUUCGAUGGCUUGGAAGAUGAACUAAAUCCUCAAAACUGUGAGGAACUUAACAAAAACACUGAAAGUGGUAGAAAGGCACGGGUGGAGAGAAAUAACAUUUCAAAGCCGAGACAGCAGCCUCUUGGUGGUUCUGGUGCCACUCCAAAGUUCAAAAAGGAAGAGCUUAAUAAGAAGGACGCCGAAGCACUAAUGAAUAAACAAGCAACACUAGUAAAACCAAAUAAGCCCCCCAUCGUUAAAUCUGGAUUUGAUAGACCUGCAAAACCGAGUUUGGAAAACAAGGUUCUUUCUGAGAUAAAGUUGCAGAGAAAAUCAGACUUAACAAGCCAAAGGCCACCCAUACCUAAACAGAAGGAAACAAAGUCUUCAGAUGAGGAUAAACUUGAAGCAACAAAGAGGAAACUCCAGGAAAGAUACCAAGAAGCUCAGAACGCCAAGAGACAGCGGACAAUACAAGUUAUGGAAUUGCAUGAUCUUCCUAAGCAGGGACUUGGUCACAGGAAUCCUCAUGUGAGACCAGGAAACCGCAAUGGCAGCCAUAACAGGCAUGGGACAAUUAGACGUCGCUAGUUUCUCUGACUACACAGACUUAGCCAGCCAUGUUUUUUUUUCGAGUUUGUCCUAACUGCUCUUCAGCCGGGUACCUAUUACUUGUUCGAAUGUAUAGUUAAGUAAAUUCUGGUCGAGUCAAAAGUAAUUCUUCCAAGAUUAGAGAGGCAAACUUAAAUUAGGAUAAAUUUUAAGGUUUUAAACUUAUUUGAGUCGUUACUUUGACUCGUCACAGAUGGCCAUCAUAUUAGGCCACAGAUGUCGUGUCAUUACAAUCGAACACACAGAUGACAUUGUCAUUGUUCUCGUAAUCGUUCAGAUGAGUUACUGAAA
Messenger RNA from Daucus carota subsp. sativus, 2174 nucleotides. RefSeq names its product probable mediator of RNA polymerase II transcription subunit 26b. Gene Ontology annotation, cellular component: nucleus. The transcript has 9 exons. The record is from RefSeq and is a predicted model, not a curated record. NCBI's taxonomy places the organism in Eukaryota, Viridiplantae, Streptophyta, Magnoliopsida, Apiales, Apiaceae. Bases 525 to 1862 code for a protein of 445 amino acids.